AUGUGUCAGUUAUAUUGUGUGGUAUUUGUCACCAUUGCUUUGUUUUUAGCUCAAGGAGCCAACGCAAGUGCAUUAAGCAGACAGGCAGACCCGUGUAGUAACUAUUGUAUGAAUGGUUUUAAUUGUUCGUUGAUCUCCGGCUUACAUUGUAAAUGUUCUUGGGAGUACACAGGGGACAGAUGUGAAGAAAAGGUUCAUGUUCUACGAUAUGAUUUUUUUAACGUGAAGGAGAUGCUGGCACUUGGGAAUCUACGAGACGUGCCUGAAUUGGGUCAUGAUGGUAAGAGUUGGAUUGGUGGAAUAAAAAGUAAUGAGGAAUUCUCACUUUCAACGACAAAUAUAGGCAAUAAUGGAACUAACACCUGCGUCAACCUGUACUACAAGAUGGAGAACCCUGGCUCGGCCUUGUCUAUCUUUACACUUGGGGGAAGUAGUCGCGAAUAUUAUCGAAACAUUACCAAACCAGGAAAGGGUUACGGUCUAUGGAGCCUCGUCCGCUUCACAAUUCCAAACUUUAACAGAACCGGUCGAUUCGUUAUCCAUGGAACAACGAAAAACAGUGCAGGAAACCUUUACAUUGAUGACGUCCAGCUCACUGAACGCUUAUGUUAUGAUGUGUAUAGGUUUCAAUAA
Saccostrea cuccullata (small rock oyster) is the source of this 633-nucleotide messenger RNA. RefSeq lists its product as uncharacterized. The record is from RefSeq and is a predicted model, not a curated record. NCBI's taxonomy places the organism in Eukaryota, Metazoa, Mollusca, Bivalvia, Ostreida, Ostreidae. The transcript has 6 exons. The coding region runs from base 1 to 633 and encodes 210 amino acids. Gene Ontology annotation, cellular component: membrane.